This is a messenger RNA of Chanos chanos (milkfish), 612 nucleotides long. RefSeq names its product cornifelin homolog A-like. The coding region runs from base 1 to 612 and encodes 203 amino acids. Lineage: Eukaryota; Metazoa; Chordata; Actinopteri; Gonorynchiformes; Chanidae. The transcript has 4 exons. The record is from RefSeq and is a predicted model, not a curated record.
AUGGUAACGGUACAGCCAACUUCAUUCACCGUUUCCCAUGUGAUGACGUCCCAACAGUGGAGCAGUGGGGUAUGUGACUGCUGCGAAGACAUGGGCAUCUGUUGCUAUGGUUUCUGGUGCCCUCAUUGCCUUAUGUGCAGCACCAGUUCCGAUUUUGGAGAGUGUCUUUGUCUCCCCCUGCUAGACGUGUUUUUUGGAGGUGCCAUCUCUCCUGUGUCUCUCGCUAUGAGAAGUUCAAUGAGAGAGAGGUAUCAUAUCCAGGGCUCAAUCUGCGAUGACUGCUGUAUGAUCACUUUCUGUGGGCCGUGCACCUGGUGUCAAAUGGCACGCGAGGUGAAGAAAAACCGUCAAAGUGUCAUGAUCAUCAACCCGCCAGUGAAUCCAUCCUAUCAGCCAAUACCCCCCCCAGCCCCCCUACAAUACCCCCCUACAGCCCCUGUGCCACACGUGUAUGAGGUCACGCUGCCCCCUAGUGGCUCAACGCUGGCCAUGAUCCACCUGCAGCACCAGUCUCCAUGGAACAUCCAGCCACAUCUCCACAGCGUCCAGUUCACUCAGACAAAACCUCACAAACACUCACACCCGUGGUUCUCCUGUGACACAUCACUGUGA